AUGUCGCUUCUUGGAAAAGUAGUGGCUAUUGAUGCGCAAGGUGCAUCCGCCCUCGCCGGCGAGGUAAGCGCACAAGUCACGUCGCAGUGGAAAUCGAGCCGUGCAAACAGCAAAAAGAGUGGAGAGUUGCGGAUGCUCUAUCCCAGCGAUUCUGUUCCGAUUGCCGCUGUUGCGCUUGGUGAGCAAAAACCCGCGGCGACGACCGCCCCCGACGCACUUCCCAGCGCCGAGACGGCACUGCGGAAUGAGCGUAUGGAGCAUGCGCGCCUCGAUGCGGCCAAAGGUGUGCGUGCGAUCCGCAACCUGGCCAAUGGCGAAAAAGGUGCCGUUGAAGUGGACGCCUUUGCUAGCCCCCACGCUGCUGCUGAAGGCGCCAAUCUCGGGCUCUGGAUGGUGAAUCAGUGCAAGACUCGUGGAGAUGCGCCUGCAUGGAAACAGGCAGAGUCGCUCCAGGGUGGUAAGCACAUUACCGCGCUUCCCCUCGGCGGAGCGUCCACCGAGGCGGAGUGGAAGGCGAUGCGCGAUCCCAACGAUCCGCUGCAGCACACUGGCACGCCGCUGAAUUGGUGGACUGGGGAUGUGUACGCGCGUGCGCAAAACUUUUCGCGGGAGCUGCAGGAGCUCCCCUCCAACUUGCUGACCCCCACCGUGUUUGCCGAGCGGAUUGCGCGUGCCUUUAAGCAUGUCCCCAACACCGAGGUCAUUGUGCGCGAUGCGGACUGGGUGCGCAAAGAAAACAUGAACCUUUUCCUUUCGGUCGCACAGGGCAGCGACCAGCCGCUCAAGUUUGUCGAGAUUCUCUACCACGGCGCGCCGGAAAAAGACGCAGCGCCGCUCGCGCUCGUCGGCAAAGGCAUCACCUUUGACACGGGCGGUAUCAGUAUCAAGCCGAGUGCUGGGAUGGAUUUGAUGCGCGCAGACAUGGGCGGUGCAGCCGCUGUUGUCAGCACCACGCUCGCGAUUGCACAGCUUGGCCUGCCGAUCAACGUGGUGACUGCCACGCCGCUCACCGAAAACAUGCCGAGCGGCCGCGCGACCAAGCCAGGCGACAUUUUCGAAGCGCGCAAUGGCCUCACCGUUCAAGUCGACAACACCGACGCCGAGGGCCGUCUUGUGCUUGCGGAUGCGAUUUCCUACGUCAGCGACACGUACAAGCCACACACGCUGAUCGACAUUGCGACGCUUACCGGUGCGUGUGUCAUUGCCCUCGGCGAUGUGUACUCGGGCGUCUUUACCGAAUGCGAAGCACUUUGGCAAGCGCUCAAGACAGCGGGCGAGGCAGAGCACGAUCCGUACUGGCGCAUGCCGCUCACUGACAGGUUCCUUCCUCAGAUCUCCAAGUCGAAUGCAGACCUUGUCAAUACGGGCGGCCGUCCUGCAGGUUCGUGCACCGCUGCCAUUUUUUUGAAGCAGUUUGUCACGGGCCUGGAAAACAGGGCCAAAGGCAUCGCGCCCUCGAUCCAGUACGCGCACAUUGACAUUGCCGGCUCUAUGGAGGCUGCCGUGAACACGCUGAACGACUACCAGGGCCAAGGCAUUACUGGACGUCCAGUGCGUGCAAUGAUUGAAUUUGCGCGUCGUGUCGCGUACGAGUAG
This is a messenger RNA of Malassezia vespertilionis, 1596 nucleotides long. RefSeq lists its product as uncharacterized. The transcript has a single exon. Gene Ontology annotation, biological process: proteolysis. The record is from RefSeq and is a predicted model, not a curated record. The coding region runs from base 1 to 1596 and encodes 531 amino acids. Lineage: Eukaryota; Fungi; Basidiomycota; Malasseziomycetes; Malasseziales; Malasseziaceae. Gene Ontology annotation, cellular component: cytoplasm. Gene Ontology annotation, molecular function: manganese ion binding; metalloaminopeptidase activity.